Molecule: messenger RNA, 1389 nt
Organism: Arachis duranensis
Lineage: Eukaryota; Viridiplantae; Streptophyta; Magnoliopsida; Fabales; Fabaceae
Product: protein S-acyltransferase 11
Molecular function (GO): palmitoyltransferase activity
Source: RefSeq, a predicted model, not a curated record
AGUUGAUAGCCAUUAUCUAUCGUCACUCUCCUCUCUGCUCAUUCCUUCACUCACACACACCCACUCCUCCGCUUUCUCCUCCUUUUUCCCUCUCACACCAAAAUCACCACCCCGCCCAUCGCCGCCGCUCUCGCUUUGUCGCCGUUUUUCUCUUUUUCUCUAUCGAUAAUCUGCCGAUCUCACCAGACCACCAUCUUCCAACUCCCGCCCUGCGAGCUUCUCCUUUUCGGAGACGCAGGUUAUUAAACAGGCUUUAGGUCGGGGUUAAAGAACGGGCCAGGCUCAAGUUGCUUUGGUGCAAUAAUCGGCCUGGCCUGUUAAAGCCAAAGCCUUCGUCUUGCUUCUUCAAUUUCCACUUCUUGUUAAACGAGAUUCUCAUGGCUUCUUUGGUUUCUCCUCAGGAGCAAUAUGUAACUGAGUUUAACGAGAACUAUGAGACAACAUGUUGGGGCUGUGGACUGCAUGUUAUGAUUCCAUCUUGUGCAACUAUUUUCAAAUGUGGCUGGUGUGGGGCCAUUACAGAUGAAUCCAAGAAGAAAAGUGAUCACAAGUCCUUUAGGUGGAGACAACUGCGAGAUCAGUGCUUCAUAUCUGUUGUCAUCAUAUUUAUGCUCUUUGUAUUAUGUGGCGGAGUGUGGGCAGUCUAUCCUGUUGUCUUUUCUAUCAGUUUUCUAUGGGGAACUUUACACCUAAUCAUCACAGCAAUUUUGGCCAUUGUAACCUUUUCCUCUUUCAGCCUUGCAGCUUUUAGGUGUGCUGGNNUUUGUCACUACUGCUCAAAACCAAAGUCACCUAGAGCUCAUCACUGUCGAUCAUGUAGAAAAUGUAUACUGGACAUGGAUCAUCACUGCCCAUUCAUUGGAAACUGUGUUGGUGCAGCUAAUCACCGCAGCUUUGUCGCCUUCCUCCUGUCGGCUGUGUUAAGCACAACCUAUGUGGCCGUCAUGUCCACUCAUGCAGGCCUGCAUGUAUGGCCACCAUUGAGUUUCUCCCUUGAAAAUUCAAAGGGGAUUUCCGGCACAUAUCUUGGAUUGCGAAUUUUGAGUAAAAUCAGUGCUGCCUUUCUGAGAUCUGCCCUUCUUCUAUCCCCAAGAGGACUAGUUCUUGUUUAUCUGUUUAUUUCAAGUGUUUCAUUGCUGAUAGGAUUGAGUGUUCUUCUAUGGCAGCAGCUUUCAUAUAUAUACCAGGGAAAAACUUAUUUGAGUCAUUUGAGUUCUGAAGGAGAUAAUGAAGAAAAGAAAGAUUGUCAAAACCUUGUUAGAUUUUUUGGUUUCCAGUAUUCUUUAACUAGAUUUUUGCCAAUCUUUGGUGUUACUAGGAAGAAACAUGUAAAGUUAAACAAUCAUGUUCUGUAAGUCAAAUGAGCUGUUGGAAUUUUCUUUAACACAA